Messenger RNA from Chelonoidis abingdonii (Abingdon island giant tortoise), 816 nucleotides. The record is from RefSeq and is a predicted model, not a curated record. NCBI's taxonomy places the organism in Eukaryota, Metazoa, Chordata, Testudines, Testudinidae.
AGCUGGACUUUGGCAGCGCUGGCCAGCCGGAGCGCUGACCACCUGCUCUAAUCCUGACUGGAUCGGAGCUGGGAGUCGGUUGUUUGCUUUCCUCGUUCGCUAUUCACCUCCCCGGGGAAGAGGGAAGAUUUUACCUUUGCAGGACAGGACAGACACAGCAUGAAGGUCGAGUUUGCUCCCAUCAACAUUCCCCUGGCCAGGAGAAUUCAGACAGCUGCAGUGAUUCAGUGGCUCUUCUCCUUCCUCUUGCUAGCACAGUGUUGCUGGGGAGUCUUCAUCAUCUUGCUUUUGGGAAACUACUGGUUCCUACCUGUCCUCUAUGCACUGUGGCUCUAUCUUGAUUGGGAGACCCCCCAAACUGGAGGGAGAAGAUCAAAGUGGGUCAGAAACUGGACUAUUUGGAAGUACUUUACGGAUUACUUUCCAAUUCACCUCAUAAAAACGUCGGAUUUGGAUCCAAGCCAAAACUAUCUGUUUGGAUUUCACCCUCAUGGUAUUCUUGUUGCUGGAGCCUUUGGAAACUUUUGCACAGAAUAUACAGGUUUUAAAGAAUUAUUCCCUGGUCUUACUCCAUAUCUUCACAUCUUGCCCUUCUGGUUCGGAUGCCCUUUCUUCAGAGAUUAUGCUUUGAGUACUGGAGUGGUGUCAGCCUCCAAGAAGAGUGUGUCUCAUGUGCUGAACAAUGACAGAGGUGGAAACGUUGCAGUGAUUGUGAUUGGAGGAGCAGAAGAGUCUUUGGAUGCCCAUCCUGGAAGUUUAAGUCUGAAUAUCCUCAAGAGGAGAGGUUUUAUUAAAAUGGCUUUGAAAUAUGGGUAA